CUUGUUGAUCUCCGGGCGAAACGCUGGUGCGAUAUGCGGAGCGGGAAGCCGGCGGGUGGGCAGUAGAUCGUGCUGAGGAUCUCUCUGCCAUGUCGGAGGCAGAGGAGGAAAAAAUGGAUUGGGUUAGACCCUGGCAAUAGUAAACCAAUAACGACGUCUCCUUUCUUUUUUUUUUAAAUGCUACUGCUUCAUCCCCGUUUGUGCCAGCGGAUUGAUUGUUCACAGCGAUUCAAUAAUGAAAGAGCACAGGAUCACCUGUAAUCCAUAACCCUCAAUGUUUGCCGCAGUGGAUGUUUGCCUGAUUCCUCAACCUAAAGUCAUCAUGGAGAAAUCCUUGGCAGAGUUAAAUAAAGCCGGCUCCCAUUCAACAUCAUCGCUGCCACCUGAACCGGUGGACAUCAUUCGCAGCAAAUCAUGUUUCCGCAGAGUCAGGCUGAAUGUCGGGGGUCUCCCACAUGAGGUCUUGUGGCGAACGUUGGAUAGGCUACCACGAACACGUUUGGGAAAGUUACGAGAUUGCAACACCCAUGAAUCACUGAUGGAAGUGUGCGACGACUACAACCUCGAGGAGAAUGAGUACUUUUUUGACCGACAUCCGGGGGCAUUCACAUCAAUUCUGAACUUCUACCGCACAGGCAAGCUGCAUAUGAUGGAAGAAAUGUGCGCCCUGUCGUUCAGUCAAGAACUCGACUACUGGGGCAUUGACGAGAUCUACCUGGAGUCGUGUUGCCAGGCAAGGUACCACCAGAAAAAGGAGCAAAUGAAUGAGGAGCUCAAACGAGAGGCCGACAAUAUGAAAGACAGAGAGGGAGAAGAAUUCGACAACACUUGCUGUGCUGAAAAACGAAAGAAACUUUGGGACCUCCUCGAAAAGCCAAGCUCAUCUGUUGCAGCAAAGAUCCUGGCCAUCAUAUCCAUCCUCUUCAUCGUGCUAUCCACCAUUGCCUUGUCUCUGAACACCCUUCCAGAGCUGCAGGACACUGAUGAGUUUGGCCAGUCAUCAGACAACCCACAACUGGCCCAUGUGGAAGCUGUAUGUAUCGCCUGGUUUACCAUGGAGUACCUGCUUCGCUUCCUCUCCUCCCCCAACAAGUGGAAGUUCUUUAAGGGUCCUCUAAACGUUAUUGACCUGCUGGCCAUCUUGCCCUACUACGUUACUAUCUUCCUGACAGAAUCUAACAAGAGUGUGCUGCAAUUCCAGAAUGUCCGCCGCGUGGUUCAGAUUUUUCGGAUCAUGCGUAUCCUGCGUAUUCUGAAGCUGGCUCGUCACUCCACUGGUCUUCAGUCCCUGGGUUUUACUCUUAGGAGAAGUUAUAAUGAGCUGGGCUUGCUCAUACUAUUCCUGGCCAUGGGCAUCAUGAUCUUCUCCAGUCUGGUGUUCUUUGCUGAGAAAGAUGAGGAGGAUACAAAAUUUAAAAGCAUUCCAGCCUCUUUCUGGUGGGCUACUAUUACUAUGACUACAGUAGGCUAUGGAGAUAUCUACCCAAAAACUCUGUUGGGAAAGAUAGUGGGGGGUUUAUGCUGCAUAGCUGGAGUACUGGUGAUUGCUCUACCUAUUCCCAUUAUUGUAAAUAACUUCUCAGAAUUCUACAAGGAGCAGAAGAGGCAGGAAAAAGCACUCAAACGGAGAGAGGCCCUAGAGAGGGCAAAGAGAAACGGCAGCAUUGUCUCAAUGAACUUGAAAGAGGCGUUUGCUCGUAGCGCAGAACUGAUGGAUGUGGUAGUAGAGAAGAGUGAGAGGCCACAUGACAACCAUCUCUCUCCAAGCCGUUGGAAAUGGACCCCAAAGAGAGCUGCAUCAGAAACAAGCUCAAAUCGUUCUUUCAAUGCCCAGGAGUUAAGCUCUCCUAACAAGGCCCGAGCCACCAGUCCCCAGAGGCUAAAUGUUCAGAAGCUCGAGGAGAUGUACAACCAGAUGGCCAAGACACAAUCCCAGCCAAACCUCAAUGCAAAAGACAGGGGCUCUAGAGCUGGCAAACAGAGAGAUGAGAUAGAGCUGGGGGCCAUCCAAGACCAUGGCCCAACAGUGCUAGGAACCAGAGAAGGAGUAGGGGACAUGAAAAGCUUGUCCAGCAUUGACAGCUACAUCAGUUGUGCUACAGACUUCCAGGAGAAUCCACGCUUCUCCCAUAGUCCAGCAUUGGACAUUGGUCUUCAGGAAAGCAACCGGUUCUCCCACAGUCCGGCUACAGCUUUGACCCAGCACAGCAGUGCAAAAACAGGCCAGCAAACCGGUGGGGAGCGUGAGCCCAUGCUGACUCCUGUGUCUAUCACAAAGCCCUCAUGUUCAGAGAAUGCACGGAGAUUCUUCUUUUCUGGCAACUCCUCAAAAAGCCUUAUCACCAAAGGAGGCUGUCGCAGCGAGGGAGAGUCAGGCCCGUCUCCACUCUCAGACAGCUCAGUCUUGUCAGACCGCUCUCUGUUGAGCCCUGAAGUUUCUGUCUACACCACUGCCAGCAGCAGAACCCCACCAAAGUCCCCAGACAGCACCACCCUGGCCCCGACUGUCUUCACCUUCCAUGACUCCUCCAUCAGCAAAUACAUCGAUGCCGAUACAGAUGAUGAUGAGCACCUCCGUGACAUCUCUGACACCAGUCCCUCAGAGCGUCUUUUGGCUGGUUCAAGCCCAAAACGCAGCAUUAACAUCAAUUACCAGAAAGGCACCAACCAUUUAGAAGCAGCCCAAAAAAUGCUGGGACAGAACUGUCUGUUCCCUAUUGAAAGCAUUCGUGGGGUAGCUCACGAGAAUCACGUAGGACCUGAGAUGGCACGUAGGCCAAAGGUUGAGAGGGGGCGUCAAACUACUUUAGAUAAAAACCUCUGAGGCACAAGUGCAGCAGAGAUAAACAGGAAGUUGGAGCUAGAGUGUUUGUAAUGGAGACAUUGGACAGACUAAAAAACACUCUGUAAGCCAGAGAUGGAGGAAGACGGAGAGACAAAGGGUCUCUUUGAAAAUUUCACAAAUUACCUGAGCAUGCCAUCGGGCACUAAGCUCAGGGUCAAUAUGUGUGGUGAAUACUCUGGGAGAAAAACACUUCUAAAUUGGAGAAUGUCACUGCCCCUCCUUCAACUCAUUCCUAUUAGAGGUAUAACACAAAACAAAACAGCACUCCCAGGUAGCCAAUGGGUCUGUUCAGAGAUCCCUGCAGAGGCAGAGUCGUCAUAGAAAUUGAGAUGUGGUUUUAAGUGGUGUAACAAAACCAAAUGAUGGUUUUAGCGUUAGGGGGAUAUCUCUCUGAAAAAAAAAAAAUCCCAACUGCCCACUAUCCCAUUACUAAAUUCCAGUUCAUUUUGUAGUCUUGAAGAUACAGGAGAGGACCUAGAAGCCUAUAAGCUACUUACUCGUGCCCUCCAUUCCCAAAACUGGCCUUAGUCAUUUACAUUUGUAGGGGUGUGCAUGUCUGCAUAAACUGUAAGCAUGUGUGUGAGUGAGUGCGAAUGAAUGUUGAUGGGUGGUAUGAUGGUAAUUCAUGUA
Plectropomus leopardus (leopard coralgrouper) is the source of this 3475-nucleotide messenger RNA. It is a transcript of the gene kcnb1, whose product is annotated as potassium voltage-gated channel, Shab-related subfamily, member 1. The record is from RefSeq and is a predicted model, not a curated record. Gene Ontology annotation, cellular component: membrane; voltage-gated potassium channel complex. Gene Ontology annotation, molecular function: delayed rectifier potassium channel activity; protein binding. Lineage: Eukaryota; Metazoa; Chordata; Actinopteri; Perciformes; Serranidae. Gene Ontology annotation, biological process: action potential; potassium ion transmembrane transport; protein homooligomerization.